AUGUCUGAUCAGUGUCACAUGUGUCUGCUGGGACUGAUCAUUCUCUGUCCACUUCUGACAGGUAUGAGUGGAGCAGAAGUAACUCAUGAGUUCAGGACUUCUGGUGAAAAUGUCCAUCUGCCCUGUAAUAAUGCUCUUUCUGGCUGCACAUCAACUCAAUGGAUCUAUAAUAACAGACAUUCAGAGACAGUUGAACUAAUUGAUGGAGGGAUAAAGAAGAAGAAUAUAGAGAGACAUGAGAGACUGAGUCUGGGGUCUGACUGCUCUCUGAACAUCAAGAAAGUCACACAAGAAGAUUAUGGAAUUUACACCUGCCGACAAUAUGUGAAUGGACAAAAACAAGGAACUGAUGCACCUGUUUAUCUGCAUUUUCUUCAUGUCUCUUCAUCAUCCUCACAGACUGAGAUCAGACCAGGCAGCUCUGUGACUCUCUACUGUCAGUUGUAUUCAUAUGAUAGAUACCGUUGUGAAUAUUUGGUCCGUUCUGAGGGACUUCAGCUGGUCUGGGUGAAUCAGGCUGGUGUGAAUCUGAUGACAGACUCCAGAUAUCAGAUAUUAUUCUCCUCGACACGCUGUAUCAUCACUCUGACUACAACACUCCUGAAUGAAGAUCUCAACAGAGAGUGGAGAUGUCAGGUUACUCAGAGAAAUCAACUGAAGACCUUAACCACAUAUACUGUCAAGUAUUCAGGUAAAACAAUCUCCAGUCGAUUCAACAACACUGAUUCCAGUAAUCGGAUCAUUACCUCAAACUCUGGUAUGACUUCAGCUGCACACAGAUCUUCAGUUACACAGCAAGCAUCAACUACAGAGAAAACACAGAUUCCAGCUACUGCACCAAAGUUUGAAGUCUCUAUGGAUGCUGGAUCAUUAUUCAGAGUGAUUAUGAUUAUUGUUGAGACUGCAGUGUUUGUUGCUCCUACUGUGAUUCUUCUUCAGAUCAUCUGUGCAAGAAGAGCUGGGAGGAAGGACUCGCACCACCCAGAGGAAAUAUAGAUGCCUACAGUAUUAGAAUAAAAACAAAUAACAGGCAAAUUACAGCAAGAUUUAUCUUCAUGUUUGUGAAUAUUAUCAUU
This is a messenger RNA of Megalobrama amblycephala (Wuchang bream), 1076 nucleotides long. RefSeq lists its product as uncharacterized. Gene Ontology annotation, biological process: interleukin-15-mediated signaling pathway; T cell activation; positive regulation of ERK1 and ERK2 cascade. The transcript is spliced from 8 exons. Gene Ontology annotation, molecular function: protein tyrosine kinase binding; MHC class II protein binding. Gene Ontology annotation, cellular component: external side of plasma membrane; membrane raft. Lineage: Eukaryota; Metazoa; Chordata; Actinopteri; Cypriniformes; Xenocyprididae. The record is from RefSeq and is a predicted model, not a curated record. The coding region runs from base 1 to 996 and encodes 331 amino acids.